AGGGAGCAGAUAUCCGACGGACCCAGGUGCGAACUUGGAUCUAUGAUGGCGGUGGCUCGGCACCUCUUCUCGCUCCGGCCGCCACCCCAUCUUCCCCGCGGCCACUCCGUCCGAGUCCAAGUACGAGUCCGAUGUCUCGCUGCUCUGAGGACGAGGACAACCAACAAGAAGGAGAAGGCGGAGGCGGAGGCGGAGGCGGAGGCAAAGGCGGCGGAGCGCCUCACGCGGCGGACACGCUCGGACUCGGAGUUCGACUGGGACCUCUACCGCCGACACGCCAGCGGAGGAUGUGGUGGUCUCGGUGGGUCCCAUGUGCCUGUGAUGCUGGGUGAGGUGCUGCAGGCCUUCCGCGGCCUCCACCUUCGCUCCUUCGUAGCGGCAAGGAUUCUUGGCCUCCGAGCAUACACCCACGUCGGGAACUUCAAGUACGUCAAAUCCGUUCUCGGCGGCGUCGACGAGGCCGUCCUUGAAUCUGGCGUCGACGGCAUCUUGAUGGAUCUCGGAAUGUCCUCUAUGCAGGUGGAUCGGCCGGAAAGAGGGUUUAGUGUGCUCGCCGACGGGCCUCUUGAUAUGCGGAUGGACCCCCAGGCGAGUUUGAAAGCAGAAGAUAUAUUGAAUUCAUGGCCGGAGAAUGAAGUGGGUCGUAUCCUGCGUGAUUAUGGAGAAGAAAGCAACUGGCAAUUCCUUCAAAAACAAAUUGCUAAAGCUCGUGGGAGUGGGGGAUUGCAUACUACUGCUGAACUCGUUGAUCUUAUACGGAGAACAUCUACCUCGUCAGGAGGAAGACGAGGUUGGAUAAAGACAGCUACAAGGGUGUUUCAAGCACUGAGGAUAGCAGUUAAUGACGAACUCAGGACUAUAGAGGAUGCCCUCUAUGCUUGCUUUGACUGUCUUUCCUCUGGUGGUCUGCUCGCUGUCAUCUCUUUCCACAGCUUGGAGGACAGAAUUGUGAAGCGAACUUUUCUCGACAUCAUUAACGGCAGUGAAGUUGAUGUAAGCGGUGAGUGUCGUACGGAUGAAGUAAGGUCUGAUGAGAUUGACAAUGCAGAAGCAUGGUGUAAGCAUAGAGUGCAAGGCAGGAAUGGGACUGUGCUCACGAAGCGACCGAUUACACCUUCGAAGGAGGAAGAGAAGUUGAAUAGGAGGUCAAGAAGCGCAAAGCUCAGAGUUCUUCAGAAGGCCUGAUGCACAAAAAGGAAAAUGUUCAUUCUGGGCAAAGACACCACUGCUUUAUUCACGUUGAAGAUUCUAGAAUAUCUAAUCGAACUGCUGUCUGGUUGUAUGCUAAAGAGAUACAACUCAAUAUUUUAUUUUCCACAAUCAAUAGCUUAACCAAAGGUUUAAUAUUAAGAUUUGUAUUUGUUAUUCUGGAGUAAACCCUAAAAAGCUCAGAGCAACCUUUCCGUCUCUGUAGAGGAACCUUCCGUCUCUGUUUUGGUUAACACUUUUACGGCGUAAA
This is a messenger RNA of Ananas comosus (pineapple), 1459 nucleotides long. Its product is annotated as ribosomal RNA small subunit methyltransferase H. NCBI's taxonomy places the organism in Eukaryota, Viridiplantae, Streptophyta, Magnoliopsida, Poales, Bromeliaceae. Gene Ontology annotation, biological process: rRNA base methylation. The record is from RefSeq and is a predicted model, not a curated record. Gene Ontology annotation, molecular function: rRNA (cytosine-N4-)-methyltransferase activity.